Messenger RNA from Lentinula edodes (shiitake mushroom), 1813 nucleotides. RefSeq names its product nucleoside phosphatase GDA1/CD39. Gene Ontology annotation, cellular component: membrane; Golgi apparatus. The coding region runs from base 249 to 1553 and encodes 434 amino acids. The record is from RefSeq and is a predicted model, not a curated record. The transcript is spliced from 2 exons. Gene Ontology annotation, molecular function: UDP phosphatase activity; GDP phosphatase activity. NCBI's taxonomy places the organism in Eukaryota, Fungi, Basidiomycota, Agaricomycetes, Agaricales, Omphalotaceae. Gene Ontology annotation, biological process: protein N-linked glycosylation; nucleoside diphosphate catabolic process.
AGCUUGCUGUGCUAAAUCUUAGCUCAGUAGUUUACACAACGCCGCAUCCUAAUGUAGACCCUAUUGACCCUGUUGUGCCCCCCAUUCCCGACGCAGACAAGCCAACACCUCCAAACAAACCCGAAUCAAACAAACCUUCGUCUUCUAACACUCACCCAACUUCUUUCGAAGAAGAUACGGAUCCAACUCAAACGACAUAUUGCACAACCCCUUACGCUUCGCAUCUUCCCCUUGUCCAGUAUGCAUUGAUGAUAGAUGCAGGCUCAACUGGUUCUCGUAUUCAUGUAUACAAAUUCAACAACUGUGGCUCCUCGCCAUCAUACGAGUACGAAGUAUUCAAACAACGUCAGCCAGGUCUUUCUAAAUUCGCCGGCCAACCUAACGACGCCGCGGAAAGUUUGGAUGUUCUCCUUGACGAGGCCGUGCGAGUCGUUCCUUCAUCUUUGCGUGCCUGUACUCCUGUAGCAGUCAAAGCAACGGCUGGACUUCGGUUGCUACCUGGAUCACAGAGCAAGGAUAUACUGGACGCGGUAGCUCGCAGGAUUCAGGAGAAAUAUCCUUUCCAACUACAUGAACCAGAUGGCGUUGUCAUCAUGGACGGCAAAGAUGAGGGUGUUUAUGCAUGGAUCACAGCCAAUUAUCUACUCAACACCAUCCGUGCUGACACUCCCGCUGACACCCCGACAUACGCUGUACUCGAUCUUGGAGGAGCUUCGACUCAGAUUGUCUUUGAGCCGACAUUCUCUGAAGAGAGCGGAACGCUAGAAGAAGGAGAACACAAAUACGAACUUGAAUUCGGUGGCAGAACACAUAUUCUUUACCAGCACUCGUAUUUGGGUUAUGGUCUCAUGCGAGCCCGGGCUCAUGUCCAUCAGCUCGUCGAAUUCAUGGCAUCUAUCAGAAAUCCUGGGCAAGGCGCAGUAGACACUAUGCCGGCUACUAUUGGGAAUCCUUGCCUCGCACGGGGUACAAAGCGUAAUGUCGACAUUGAGGACGAACGAACGAAAACCACAAAGACUGUCGUCAUGGAUGGUGAACAGAUUGGUAGCUUUGAGGCCUGUAACCGGGUCAUCGAGCUGGUCAUGGCAAAAGACUCGAUAUGCGAACUCAAACCUUGCUCCUUCAACGGUGUUUAUCAGCCCUCCCUUCUCGAUUCCUUCACCUCUGGCAAGGUUCUUCUAUUAUCCUACUUCUUUGACCGUCUAGAUCCCCUACUUUCCACCGAAUUUUCCUCUUCUUCACCUACGGACCCAAUCGACAAAAUCAACGUUUCCGCCAUUGCCUCUAUCGCUAAAGAUGUCUGCCUUGGAUAUGACGCUUGGACCGCUCGCUGGGGGACCAACCAAGAAGUUAUGGAGGAACUUCAAGAUCGACCCGAAUGGUGUCUUGAUCUCACCUUCAUGCACAGCUUACUCAGGCUUGGAUACGAGUUCGGCGAUGAAAGAGAUGUGGUUCUUGGUAAGAAAAUUCAGGACACGGAGCUGGGAUGGUGUUUGGGCGCCACCAUUGCAAUCGUGGGCAGUGGAAAUCUGAAAUGUCGACUCAUUGCGUGAAGGGUUUUUUUCGAGAUCAAUCUUAGUGUAGACUUCUAUUGGCACACGUAGCUGAGUCCAUAAUUUAUUUAUUAUGCUCUCUUCUUGGAUUUCGAACGCUCCUGGUCGGGGUCUUAUCCACUCUCCCAAUGAUCACGCUACACCCGUGCCCUGGCGGUGGCGAUAUACCCGCAAAUGAUGUUUGCGAGAGUGAAUCGGGACUAUGAUGCGUAAAGUUGCAGUACAUAAUGUCAGGCUCCCUUUGGUUCAAGGCAAGAACG